This is a messenger RNA of Leguminivora glycinivorella, 1241 nucleotides long. RefSeq names its product beta-1,4-galactosyltransferase 3-like. NCBI's taxonomy places the organism in Eukaryota, Metazoa, Arthropoda, Insecta, Lepidoptera, Tortricidae. The record is from RefSeq and is a predicted model, not a curated record. Gene Ontology annotation, biological process: glycosphingolipid biosynthetic process; carbohydrate metabolic process. The transcript is spliced from 3 exons. The coding region runs from base 104 to 562 and encodes 152 amino acids. Gene Ontology annotation, molecular function: N-acetyl-beta-glucosaminyl-derivative 4-beta-N-acetylgalactosaminyltransferase activity.
UCAACAAAACAAAGUGGUGGAAAUCGAUAAACACGAGAAAAAAGCGAGCUAAAUUUGAUUAUGAAAUAAUACAAAUAGAUGUUACUUAACUAAAUUUAUCGCAAUGCGGCAAGUUUUUAAGAAAAAGGUGUUAUACACCGCUGUGGUGAUUGUAGUUUUGAUUAUAUUUCUGCAUCCAGAUAUGAAUGGUCAUUUGACCUACGAAUAUAUAGAAAAAGAUGAUAUACUAAAUAAUUUACAUUAUGGGACAGCUGAGAAUUUUAGUAGCAAUGCGUUAAGUGAGUGUGAGUACCGUGAUAUUGUGUUUGACGACACUACGUUGUCGCCGGCCAUCAAGGAUGGAGACUUGGUCGAGGGCCAUAGGAUCAAAGAAGGCGGGGAGUACGCGCCGCUGGAGUGCAAGCCGAGGUUCAGUACAGCGAUAGUGGUACCUUACAGAGAUCGAGCAGAGCAGUUGCGAAUGUUCCUCAUCUACAUGCACACGUUCCUGCGGCGACAGCUGAUCCACUACCGCAUUUUUAUAAUUGAACAGGUUGGCCUGCGGCAUGAACCACAUGUUUAGGAUGUAAACAAAUCAUUUUUACAAAUGGUUUUAGGAUGAUACAGAUAAGUUUGCUGCUUCCAUUUUUUUCGUAUAUUAUUUUGGUUGUUACAACACUUGCUAAUUAGUACAAAAAUUGUAAAGCUGUAGUAAACUGUAGGUAUGUAGUAGAUAUGGGAAUAUUGAUUUGUAUUAAACACGAGUUCAUACUCGUAUAGUAGCUACAUGCAUUAAGAACCAUUUUAAAUAAACUUUGUAUUGUAUACUGUCAGUAAUAAAAAAAAAUUACAGAGCCUUUCAAGUUUCAACGAUGAGAAGCGGUUUAAAAGUAGCCCAUGGUGAUGUGUUUAUAGAUAGGUAGAAUAUGUCGUAAAGUCAACUGUAGGACAUGAGUUCAAUUGUAUCAUGGGUGACGAACCAGCAGCCUGUCACUCAUGCUAGUUCAGACAGUGUCAGUACGUCUUGUAUACUGAGACUGACUGAAAUAGCAUGACAGUCAUGACACGUGCGUUUCCGUAAAAAUACGAAGGAAACUCUUUUUGCACUACAUCUGUACAUAUGUAAAGUAACGGUCUAUCGACGAAAGGUCACACCGUAAAGCCUCCACCACACAUAAAGCGUUUUGAUAGCGUAGCGCAAUGAUAGCGGUGCGCCGGACGAACGCUGGCAUUCCCCUCGCAAUCCGCGCGCAUUCCGCUCG